Papilio polytes (common Mormon) is the source of this 841-nucleotide messenger RNA. RefSeq lists its product as uncharacterized. The record is from RefSeq and is a predicted model, not a curated record. The transcript is spliced from 4 exons. Gene Ontology annotation, biological process: regulation of synaptic transmission, cholinergic; positive regulation of voltage-gated potassium channel activity; sleep. Bases 132 to 686 code for a protein of 184 amino acids. NCBI's taxonomy places the organism in Eukaryota, Metazoa, Arthropoda, Insecta, Lepidoptera, Papilionidae.
UCACUUACUGUCACUGUCACACCAUAUUUGAUUUCUGUUAACAGACUGUUCUCAAGUUUAAAUUAUCUCUGUUUCGCUUAUAAGGUAUUCGAAUGUGAAUCUCAUAAGUAAAAUUAGUAUUAAAAUUAACAAUGCCGCUUAAAAGUAAAAUAUUUUUCGUAUCGUCGAUAUUCUUUAUUACGAUAAGAUCAGUUAAUUCGAUCAGUUGCUAUCAGUGUUCAGGGACCGAUUCAGAGAAUCCUUUCGAAUGUAACGAGUUCUUAGAAACCGAUACAGAUAUAUUAGCGACCGAUUGUGCGACCAUCCAUGAUGCUCAGUACUGCAUUAAGCACGUCGGUAGAUUCGAAGGUGUAGGUAUAGAGUGUUACCAGUGUAACUCCUCUAACACAUUGGAAUGUGGUGAUGGUCUCAUUAACUUGGACGGAGGUUACCUGAAGGCAACUCCUUGUGAUCAUGUGUACAAUGCUCAGUAUUGCAUUAAGCAGUCAGGUGGAAUUAGCACAAAAAGAUUCUGCUCCUCAUUAGAUUUGGGCAAUUAUUGUAACUAUGUUGCCCAACCCGGAGACAAACUAGAAUACAGGACAUGUAUAUAUACUUGCAGCAGUGAUGGGUGUAACUCAGCUGUAGCUGUGAAAAUUUCAAUGACAUUGCUUAUUUUAAUAUUUGUUUCAUUUAUGUAUACAUGAUGUUAUUUUUAACAUUUGCAUUAUGGCUACCUCUGACAUUGCCUAGUUUAGAAUAUACACACAGACUGAUUAUCAAUCUCUAAAAAUAUAUUUUAACUCAAUCAUUCCACUUUAUUUUUAAGUUUUAUAUUAAUUUUAAAACUAAAUCCAUCCAA